Molecule: messenger RNA, 2285 nt
Organism: Podospora pseudocomata
Lineage: Eukaryota; Fungi; Ascomycota; Sordariomycetes; Sordariales; Podosporaceae
Exons: 2
Coding region: 140-937 (265 amino acids)
Biological process (GO): RNA processing
Source: RefSeq, a predicted model, not a curated record
UCACUGCAAGAUCACCGAAGCAGCUGUUGAAAAGGAACGAGAUUGUAGACUCAGCUAUCACUACAUCGGCACGUCAACAAGGCAACCGGGACAAUAUCGAGAACACGCGGGCUCCUGAGUUUAGCAGCGGACUUGCAGCAUGGCAAAAGAAAAGAAGUACAACCCAGUACAGGCCCAGCACAAGGCUGACAAGGCCAAGGCUGUCAAGAAAGGCAAAGCAGAGCAGCAAGCAAGAAGAAACGAGAAGCUCGCCCAGAGGAAUCCGGCCAGAAUAGAACAGCAAAUCAACGAUCUUAAGGCUAUAAAAGAAGGCGGCGGGAAGCUUACCGCUCUCGAAGAGCAAUCACUCGAGGCGUUGGAGAAGGACUUGAAGGCAGUCAAGAAAGCUCGUGAAGCUCUCGGAGACCGAGCGCCCCAGUUUGGUCGUGGGGGUCCGUCAAAGCCAGGCCAGAGAAACGACGGAGUACUUGGGAAGCGGAGAAGAGACGAGGACGAGUCGAGUGACGACAGUGAUGUUCCCGAGGACGUGAGAAGAAUACCUAUGCCGCGAGACACACCGCCGCCCAUCCCCAAAGAGAUCAUGGACGAAUGGUACGCCAAGCGUCGGGCCAAAAGAAACGCAAACCAGGAGCCAGUGGCAGAAAGGGCUCAGUCAGAAAAUUCUGCCACGCCAGCACCAGUUGUGGAGUCCAAGACAGUGUACGAGGCCAAGCCGGUGGUGAGAGACUUGCGGAAGGAGGCGGUCAGCGCAUUCGUUCCCACACAUGUGCGUAUGAAGAUUGAAAAGGGCAAGGGACAAGGCGGCCUCCUCGAGCCUGAAGAAGCUGAUCAAUUGGAACGGGAAGGCUACCUUCGGGCGCCUGACACCCAGCAAUCUGCCCCAAGCAAGGUUCCUCAUGGGGUGACGCUUGAGGAAGUGGAAGACGAAGACAACUAAUCUGACAACCCCAACCCACCGGUUUAUCUGAGAAAUGUCUCACAACGCUCAGAGUCCGCCGAGUGCGGCCAAUGUCUCAUGGGAAGCCUCUUCGCAGCAUUCCACACUGACGCCCGACAUUUGCUUGGCAUCAAUGCUGGGAGAGUGUUUGGUGAGGUUGAUAGCCAAACCAGGUGUCACUGGGCACCCUGCAAUCUCCAGUCUGACAACCCCACAGUGAUACGAUAUGGCUGCAGAGAUCUUGUCAAGGUCUUGGUCGCAGAAUGGUUGUACCUGUCAAACUGCUUUCAAUAUGUCAUGCUCACUCUGGUUGGAUAGGAGUGACCGAUACAAAUGCCACUGCACAGCGCAUUGGUGUCGUCCCAGCUUUUUUUAAGGUUCCUGCAUCAGAUGGACCCUGAUCCUGAAUGCGAUCAGAUUGAUAACUGCAAAGGGCAAGGAUGCGCAACAUUCCUCCCAAGCAACUGGAUGAGAACAUGGAGGAAUAUAAGACUGGCGGAAGCGACUGGAAGAUGGUGCACUGGAAAUUUAUCUUCCACACAACUUACCGAUCCCAACCACAUCACACACGCCUGACACCGGAAUGUUGGACCUUGUGCAAACCGCUUACGGCCACAAAACAGCGCACGUGCAUGGAUAUAGCAUCGUGGUGGCAUCUGCAAUGGCAUUUCGUCAACAUUUGAUGACCGCUGCUCAAUAGGUAGCUUCUUGUUCCUGUUCUUUGCGAUGAGCUUUGACGCAUAGUACGGCGUGAUCUGAUUCGAUAGGUACCCAGAGCGGCAGAUAUCAUCACCCAGUUUCAUCGCAUCGGAAGACCAUCAUGGAAAUAAAAGUGCUCGAGAAUUCUGGAUGUGCGUGUACUCAUAAUAAAACUUGCGUUUCCUCUUCUUCUUACGUCUUCAUAGAUCCCGACUACCCUGUUUUGAACUACCUCCAACAAGCCCUAUCACACCCCCUUCCCUCCCAAAUGUUGAAACUGACAUGGCAACAGCAGCAAGAAGCACAAAGGAAUGAACGCAAAGGGUCCAACAACAUAAAGAAACAAUGAAGAAAACCAUGUGCUCGAUAACUCGCCUUCUCUUCAACCAAAGCAAAUGCUAUGCAUAGCAAUGCUCGACCUUCAAGACAAAAGUCCACCGCAAGUAGCAAAAGUAAAAGCAACCAAUAGAGACUACAACAAGCAAAGAAAAGAAAACACGCUUGAUAUCCCCCCUUUCCCACUGCAUCCAUGCCCAAUCAAUGUCGCUUCAAUUGUUUCCUUUAGGGUUCGAAUCCCGCCCAUUUGCCAACCACCAUACCAAAAGUCUCCUGGCAUAAACCACAAACCGAUAGAGAUAAUAGAAGUAAA